AGUUAUUGUUGAGGUCAGACUGUUCCACAAAAGGGAAAAGAUAAUAAAGAAAAGGAUUGCCGAAAUGUCAUUCCAAUAAUCUCCACUCAACGUAUGCUGCUGUGAAUUGUAUAAGUACCCAUGCCAAGUCUUCACAACCAUGCACAUUCAUUCAAACUUCAUUAACACAACACCUGCUUUAAUCCUAUAACCUCUAAAGAAAACCCUUAAGAGACCAUCAGCUAGCAAGAUGAAGGCAGAUGCUCCAGUGGUGCUUGGUGAGCCAAAGGGCUAUACCGCGCAGAAAGCUGGUGUGAAACGAGGGAUUGCCAUUCUAGACUUCAUCUUGAGGCUUGUUGGCUUCAUUGGUACCUUGAGUAGUGCAAUUAUGAUGGCGACCACAAACGAAACUCUUCCCUUCUUCACUCAGUUCAUUCGUUUCAGGGCCGAGUACAAUGACCUUCCAACAUUCACGUUCUUUGUGGUAGCAAACGCUGCCGUGAGCGCCUAUUUUCUAUUAUCGCUUCCACUUUCAAUCUUCAACAUCCUGAGGAGCUCUGCAAAGAACAGUAGAAUCAUCCUUAUCAUAUUUGAUACGGGGAUGCUGGCUUUACUGACAGCAGGGUCUUCAGCUGGGGCAGCCAUUGUGUACUUGGCACACCGAGGGAAUACGAAGGCAAACUGGCUAGCCAUCUGCCAACAGUUCAACUCCUUCUGCGAGCGCAUCUCAGGAUCCUUGAUAGGAUCUUAUGUUGGAGUCACCGUGUUCAUAGUCCUGAUACUGCUGUCCGCUUCAGCCCUUGCUCGCCGCUAAAUUAGAGAGAACAAGCAUCGUUUACUUUCCAAGAUGCAAAUAUGAAUUGUGGUUGUACGUUUGUUUUGUGUAAUGUGCUGUGUGAGUGUGAUGAAGAAGAUUUACUGCUUGUGAAAGGUUGUUAUGCUCAAUGUAGUCAAAAUCCCGAUUUUAAUCUUAAAAUCUUACGAUUUUACGAUCUUACCUAUGGGUUCCGAUCCUGAUUUUACUGUAAAAUCUUUGAACCUUAAAAUCCCAUAAAAUCCAGAUUUAAAACUCUAAUAUCCAUGAAAUCUACGAUUUCUACGAUUUUGUACGAUGUCAAGGUUCUUGGGUUAUGCCCAUGAACCGAGUCAAAUUUACUUUCCCCAACCCAAUAUAAUGAACAACACAACCCCAACCUGAUAGUUAACCCUCAAUUUAUUUUCAUUCUCUUCCUCGUAUCUUCCUCUUUCGCACGUCGGUGCCCAACUCCUUCCAUCAACGAAUAUCUUCCACCCUCCCAAUUAGCUUGUAGUUUGUUCCCACCACCCUCACAAUAAUCCAAAUCUCCAUUGCAAGCUUUUGUUCAUCUCCCAAUCCUUCAGCACCACUAACCCGACCUUUUAUCAAUUAAGAAGGGAAUGCAUCAAUCAAUGAGUUAUCUUUUCCAAAUGAUGGCAAUCAAGGAAAUAUGGUUAAUGGUGAAAGUACUUCAAGUGAUCAUAAGAGUAAUGAUAUUAGUCCUUAAACAAAUAAAAACGAUGAGAGUGAGGUUGGGGAUGAUGACGAUGAUGUGUAAGCGAUGUUAAUGUUGAUCCUAAUGAUCUUAUGUGAUUUUCUACUCUUAACAAUUAAUUAACAGUGAUAUC
Molecule: messenger RNA, 1623 nt
Organism: Linum trigynum
Lineage: Eukaryota; Viridiplantae; Streptophyta; Magnoliopsida; Malpighiales; Linaceae
Source: the annotation of a GenBank genome assembly